GCCGACACCAGAAAUAGUGCACUAUUUAGUGGAUAGGGGCGGUUUCGAACACAGCUUCUGUGUCCUCGUCAGAACAUGUGGAUCAACAGACGAGAGCACAGGUGAUUGUUUUAGUACAUCUAACCCGGGAAUUUACACGUGAACGCGAGCAUGGCGGAGAAUGUGUCAGAUCGCUGUGUAAAGUGUCCAGUUUGCGCGGGUGAAUUUGAAACGGGCAGAAUUAAUGCGCACUUGGACGAGUGUUUACAGACUCCUGAUGAGCACGAGUCAUCUGCACCGCCCUCUAAAAAAGCCCGCACUAACACACCUGAGCCGCGUCCUGCUGCCAUAUUCUCCCUGUUUGAGUCCAGAUCUAAAGUGAGCGAUCAGAAACACACGGCUGAAUCAGCAGAAGCCUCCAUCAGUCCGGACUGUCCAUCUGCGACAUCUUCAUCAAGACCACUCAUGCCGAAUACAGAGAAGCCCUUGGCAGAAGUGAUGAGACCCAGCACACUGGAUGAGUAUUUCGGGCAGAAUAAGCUGAUCGGAGAACAGACUCUGCUGAGAUCUCUGCUGCAAUCACAGGACAUCCCGUCUCUGAUCCUCUGGGGGCCUCCCGGCUGUGGCAAGACCACUCUGGCUCACAUUAUUGCCAGUUCCAUUAAGAAGAAAGGCACAGGCCGCUUUGUGACGCUCUCUGCCACCAGCACGUCAACCAGCGAAGUGCGCGAGGUGAUCAAACAGGCUCAGAAUGAGCUCCGUCUGUGCAAGAGAAAGACUGUUUUGUUCAUUGAUGAGAUACAUCGCUUUAACAAAUCCCAGCAGGACACCUUCUUGCCUCACGUGGAGUGUGGGACGAUCACUCUUAUCGGGGCCACCACGGAGAACCCGUCGUUCCAGGUGAACAGCGCGUUACUGAGCCGCUGCAGGGUUCUGGUUCUGGAAAGGCUGUCGGUGGAAGCGAUGAGCUUUAUUCUGCGUCGGGCUGUAGACUAUCUCGGACUGCAGGUGUUGAAGGAUGCAGAUGCAGUGGAACAUGAUGCUGCAGAGCUCCGCUCAGAGCUUCAGGUGUGUAUAGAGCAGAAAGCGCUGGACACUAUAGCGCACCUCUGUGAUGGUGAUGCUCGAGCUGCUCUCAACGGUCUUCAGCUGGCCGUGCAGGCGUGUGUUCUGCAGCUGCGCACCACUUCCUCCAAACCCGACGGAGCUCCUCAGCAGAUCAUAGUGCGAGAGCAACACAUUAAAGAGGGCCUUCAGAGAUCACACAUUCUUUAUGAUAAAGCAGGUGAGGAGCACUACAACUGUAUCUCAGCCCUGCACAAGUCAAUGAGAGGCUCAGAGGAAAACGCUGCCCUCUAUUGGCUGGGCAGAAUGCUGGAGGGAGGUGAAGACCCAUUGUAUGUAGCUCGCAGACUUGUCCGAUUUGCUAGUGAGGAUAUUGGUCUGGCAGAUCCUGUGGCGCUCACUCAGGCUGUAUCAGUGUUUCAGGCCUGUCACUUCAUCGGCAUGCCCGAAUGUGAGGUCAUUCUAGCCCAGUGUGUGGUUUAUAUGGCCAGAGCCCCUAAGUCUGUGGAGGUGUACAAGGCCUAUAAUAAUGUGAAGAGCUGUUUGAGAAACCAUCAAGGCCCAUUACCACCCGUACCCCUCCACCUACGCAACGCCCCUACCAAACUAAUGAAGAAUCUGGGCUACGCGAAAGGAUACAAAUACAACCCAAACUUCAAUGGGCCAGUGGACCAAGAAUACCUUCCUGAGGAACUCAGAGGUGUCAAUUUCUUUACCUGGACACCCUCCAGUUCAUGACUUAAUGAGAAAUGGACUUGAAAGUCUACACUUUUGCUGUUUUCUUCAUCAGUGUUGCCUGCUGUCACUGUCAAAUCACAUAUCUUGCUCAGAGCCAAAUGGUGUGUAUCAUAAAUGGAAAAACUGCAUUUGCAUAUACUGUUAAUAAUUGUUUUAUACCAUGUACGGUUUUAUUAAAAAAAAAAAAAAAUUAUAAUUAAAAUAAUCUGCUCCUCUGUCUGCUGAAAUCAGUGAUUCACCAUGCUUUGAUUCUAUAUACACUGGCGGCCAAAAGUUUUGAAUAAUAUUCAGAUUUUCAGUUUCAGAAGGAAAUUGGUACUUUAAUUCAACAAAGUUGCAUUCAACUGGUCACAAAGUAUAGUCAAGACAUUACUGAUGUUGAAAACAGCACCAUCACUAUUUGAAAAAAGUCAUUUUUGAUCAAAUCUAGACAGCAGCCAUCACUCCAACACCUUAUCCUUGAGUAAUCAUGAUAAAUUGAUCAUUUGGUACUAGAAAAUCACUUGCCAUUAUAUCAAACACAGUUGAAAGCUAUUUGGUUCGUUAAAUGAAGCUUAACAUUGUCUUUGUGUUUGUUUUUGAGUUGCCACAGUAUGCAAUAGACUGGCAUGUCUUAAGGUCAAUAUUAGUUCAAAAAUGGCAAAAAAGAAACAGCUUUCUCUAGAAACACGUCAGUCAAUCAUUGGAAUGAUUGGAAUGAAGGCAAUACAAUGCUUGAAAUUGCCAAAAAACUGAAGAUUUCAUACAAAGGUGUACACUACAGUCUUCAAAGACAAAGGACAACUGGCUCUAACAAGGACAGAAAGAGAUGUGGAAGACCAGAUGUACAACUAAACAAGAGGAUAAGUACAUCAGAGUCUCUAGUUUGAGAAAUAGACUCCUCACAUGUCCUCAGCUGACAGCUUCAUUGAAUUCUACCCGCUCAACACCAGUUUCAUGUACAACAGUAAAGAGAAGACUCAGGGGUGCAGGCCUUAUGGGAAGAAUUGCAAAGAAAAAGACACUUUUUGAAACAGAAAAACAAAAAGAAAAGGUUCGAGUGGGCAAAGAAACAGACAUUGGACAACAGAUAAUUGGAAAAGAGUGUUCUGGAUCUUAACCCCAUUGAGCUUUUGUGGGAUCAGCUAGACUGUAAGAUGCGUGAGAAGUGCCUGACAAGACUAAUUUUCUAUGGCAAGUGCUACAGGAAGUGUGGGGUGAAAUGUUACUUGAGUAUCUGGACAAACUGACAGCUAGAAUAACAAGGAUCUGCAAAGCUGUUAUUGCUGCACGUGGAGGAUUAUUUGAUGAGAGCUCUGAAGUAGUUUAAGAUUUUUUUUCAAACUGUAAUAGUAAUUUUUCACGUUAUUAAUGUCCUGACUAUACAUUGUAAUCAGUUGAAUGCCACUUUGGUGAAUAAAAGUACCAAUUUGUUUCCAUAAGAGCAAAAUCUGUACAUUAUUCCAAACUUUUCACUGCCAGUGUAUAAGUAUUUAAUAAAUGGAAGGGAUAAUGUACAGUCAGCCAGAUGUUAUCAUAAAAUAAAUCCUGACAGGGAGAUCAGAACCCCAAUGUAAAGCGGUGGGCUCUUAUAGGCCUGCGGCCGAAUCAGCCCUGCUGAUUUGUGGCCAUACAGCAUGAUUACAACUGUGAUGUUCUUUGAAAUGUUGUAUAAAAGCAAAAAGUAAAUACAAAUUUGGAAAAACGAAAGACUGUUAAAAAAAAAAAAAAAAACAUUUUUGUGAAUGGAACUACUUUCUCAUGCCACAGAUCAAGAUCUGCUGUUAAUCAGGGAUGCAAAAUCCUCACCAUUUUUAAACCAAAAUUGAUCACUUUUGUGAUUUGUCUAGAUCCAAAGAGUUUUUGUUUGAAGGGGGAUGGUCGGACUCCCUCGUGAUUGAUUACAGCAGUGGCCAAUCGCAUGCUUGGCCACAACAGCGUGUGCACAGUGAUUCUGAGUAAUAUCUCCCUGGGGAAGCAUGUAUAUGGAGAAAAGCAGAGAUCCUAAAACUGAUCUCUGUGGCACUCCAUACUUGUUUGAUUUGACAAUUCCUCAUUUACACAUACAAAGUGGUAGCGGUCUGAUAAAUAGGACCUAAACCAUGCUAAUGCAAGUCCACUAAUGCCAACAUAAUUCUCCAGCCUAUUCAAGAGAAUGUCGUGAUCUAUCAUGUUGAAGGCAGCACUAAGAUAUAAAAGCACUAGAAGAGAAAUGCAGCCGCGAUCAGAUGAUAAGAGCAAGUCAUUUGUAACUCUGAUAAGUACAGUCUCUGUACUGUGAUGAGGCCUAAAUCCUGACUGAAAUUGUUAAUAUAUACUAUUUCUCUGUAGAAAUGAACAUAUUUGGGAGGACACUACCUUUUCUAGUAUUUUCGAUAUAAACGGGAGAUUUGAAAUCGGUCUGUAAUUAGCCAGUUCUCUAGGAUCAAGCUGUGGCUUCUUAAUAAGCGGUUUGAUAACUGCCAUUUUAAAGUUUCUUGGGACAUGUCCUAAGGAUAGCGAGGAGUUAAUAAUAUUAAGAAGAGGUUCUGAGAUUACUGGGAAUACCUCUUUUAAGAGCUUAGUUGGCAUUGGAUCUAACAUACAUGUUGUGGCUUUUGGUUUUUUGAUAAGUUUUGUUAGCUCUUCAUGAACUAUGACAGCGAAGGAUUGAAGUUGCUCGUGAGCAAAAUUAUGAGACUGUUUCUGAGGUGCUGUGACAGUUGAUUGCAUAGUUCCAAUAUUAUUUCUGAUUAUUUCAAUUUUAUCAGUAAAGAAAUUCAUGAAGUCAUUACUAUUGUGCUGCGAUGGAAUAUCUGGUUCAGUCGAUGCUUUAUUCCUAACCAAUUUAGCCACAGUACUGAAUAAACACCUAGGAUUGUUGUGGUUAUUUUCUAUGAGUUUGCUAAAAUAUGCUGACCUGGCAGCUUUUAGUGCCUGUCUGUAGCUACAGACACUAUCCUUCCAUGCACCGCAAAAUACCUCUAAUUUUGUAUUCUUCCACUUGCGCUCCAUUUUCCGAGCUACUCUCUUGAGAGCAUGAGCGUGAUCAUUGUGCCACAGGGCAAGGCUUUUUUCUUUACGUUUUUUUAAUCGAAGGGGGUGACACUAUCAAGAGUGCUAGAGAAGACUGUAUUUAUACUUUCUUUUAUUACAUCAAGUUCUUCUAGACUAUUUGGCUUACUGAGUAUGUGAGACAAUUCUGGAAGAUUAUUAGUGAAGCUAUCUUUAGUGGUCGAAAGAAUAGUUCUACCUGAAUGAUAGUGUGGUAUAGAAUGAGUGACAGCUGAUCGUAACAAACAAGAGACAAGGUAAUGAUCUGAGAUGUCAUCGCUCUGCUGUAGAAUUUAUAUAUUAUCAUCAUCAACUCCAUAUGAAAGAAUUAAAUCUAGUGUAAGAUUAUGGUGAUGAGUUUGUCCUGUCACAUUUUGUCUGACUCCAAGAGAUUUGAGAAUAUCAAUAAAUGCUAAUCCCAAUGUGUCUUUUUCAUUAU
Molecule: messenger RNA, 5233 nt
Organism: Myxocyprinus asiaticus (Chinese sucker)
Lineage: Eukaryota; Metazoa; Chordata; Actinopteri; Cypriniformes; Catostomidae
Gene: wrnip1
Product: WRN helicase interacting protein 1
Exons: 7
Coding region: 151-1782 (543 amino acids)
Biological process (GO): DNA-templated DNA replication; DNA repair; regulation of DNA repair
Cellular component (GO): nucleus
Molecular function (GO): ATP hydrolysis activity; ATP binding; DNA binding
Source: RefSeq, a predicted model, not a curated record